Molecule: messenger RNA, 255 nt
Organism: Blepharisma stoltei
Lineage: Eukaryota; Ciliophora; Heterotrichea; Heterotrichida; Blepharismidae
Source: the annotation of a GenBank genome assembly
AUGCAAAUUUUUGUGUAUACGUUGGUAGGGACAAGAAUUACUCUUAAUGUUGAUCCUUUAGACAUGGUUGAUAGGCUAAAGGCUUUAAUUGAAGAAAGCCAAGGCGUGCCUGCUGAUCAGCAUGGAAUUGUGUUUGCUGGAAGAUUAGUAGAAAGUGGAAAAAGUCUUGCUUCGUAUAACAUUAUAGAAGGCUCAAACCUUCAUAUGGUAAUUAGAUGUAAUAUUGGACGAUCAAACCUGACGAUAGCAAAAUAA